AGUAACAUCGUUCCAGCCAAGCAAGAAAGCAAAAUGUCGGACUUUGAAGACGACGAAGGUGUUGAUGAACCAGUGUUAGACGAUGAAAAUGAUGAGGAAGGAACUGAGGAAGAAGAAAAACCUCCAGAGAAUCCCCUGACGGAAGAAAUGUUAGCUGACAGCCUUUCGUUGCUGUGCAAAACUGGAGAUGGCCUGGCACAUGCAUAUGUCAGACUUGACAUACAUGAAAAGAUACAGACAGCUCAUACUACAAUGCCGCAUCUUUUUAAUCUUGAACUAGUUAAUGAAAUAGUUGAGGUUAGUGGCUUUGAUCCAAACAAGUUGGGCAGACUGAGAGUUCUGGAGCUGCGAGGCAACAAACUCAUGACAACUGUUGGACUAUCUAACCUUCCUAACCUGAAAGAGCUUUACAUGGGUGCCAACACCAUAAGAACUCUUGAAGGCCUGGACAGAUUGGAACAUCUGUCAAAAUUACAUCUCCGUGACAACCAGAUUGAGAAACUUGAUGGCUUCUCAGAAAAUAUGAAAAACCUUCAGUACAUUAAUUUGAGAGGCAACAAUGUCACAGACAUGAAGGAAAUUGCAAAACUAAAAUCUUUGCCUUUGCUAAGAGCCUUGCUAUUGAUGGAAUGUCCCGUAUCAGAUGAAGACGAUUAUCGUAUAGAAGUGUUAAUAAGUCUGCGACGACUAGAGAGGCUGGACAAAGACGAGUACACCGAUGAUGAGAGACAAGAAGCAGAAGAGAUUUAUGAACAAAGAAGACAAGAGGAAGCAUUGGCAACUGGGACCCAAGAAGUCAUACACACAGAUGAAGAUGACUAAUAAACAUGUACUUGUUGUAUAUAUAAUGUGUCAAAAAACAACUCAAGUAAGUUGUACCAAAAGUAUGUACAAAUUUUGUGGUGUUACAAAUGAAUGUAGUCUUUGCUUGUGUCCAGUUGUAGAUACAAUAGUUAUCAACAUGAUUUUGCCCAACUACUUGACAUGUAUAAACUUCAAAAAACUCAGUGGUGUUCAAUUUUAUUUGACUUACUUUCUAAAUGCUUCUAAAUUCUUUGUAAAUGUUUUCGAAGAGUUUGCAAAUAAUUCUCAAAAACAGAAAAAAAAUAUGUACCUUAAAAGAUCACAUUUUACUGAUUUUGGUAUUUGCUCUUUUUAAGUUGCUUUUUCAGAAGUUGAUGAACAAAUAAUAAGAAUAAUAUUUUUUUUAAAAGUAGCAAUAAAUUACACUAAGUCUUGUUGUUUUUGGAAUAUUUAGAAUUCGCACACCGUCUAUGGCUGUUGUUCUCAUUGUUGUUAUUGAUUGUUGCAAAAUUUGUUUAUCAACCACUGUAACCAUCUUUUCUGUCAUUUUUUACCAAGUAAUUUAUACUCUUAUAAGUGUGUCAUGUCAUUGCCACUGGCAGACAUGUACUUUUCACAACAUUCCAAGUUUGUGAUUAUAUGCCCGUGUACAUUGUAACUACAGACAAAUGCCAAAUUCACUUAACAUUUACAACAGUGUUAGAAAGAACUUCCAGCUUCUUGAGGGCUUCUCGGAUGAUUGUUUUACACAGUAAAUAUUGCUCAUUUAGAAUUUGGAAAAUUGUUAUUUUUAUUUCUUAUUUAUUACCGUAAUACCCAACUUUUCCUAUUGAAAUACCAGAUGCAGAACUUUAUAAAAAGGUUAGUGAGUCUAAAUGUCACUUCUGCGUGUGUCUGUCAUUCAUAGUUGCUAUCACUAAAUUAAGUGUUAAAACAAAAAGUUCAUAACAUUGUCAUAACGCUCUAAUUUUUUGCCGACAUUAGUUUUCUCUUCUAGAAAAUCUACUGAAAUUUAAGAGCAUAAACUUGUUUUCUUGUUAGUGACAGAGAGAUUGGUCAUCUAAUCUCUAUACAGUUUCAAUAGUAAUAAACAGGACAAAAUCCCACUACACUGUAUUUGAAUAAAACUAAGAUA
Molecule: messenger RNA, 1939 nt
Organism: Orbicella faveolata
Lineage: Eukaryota; Metazoa; Cnidaria; Anthozoa; Scleractinia; Merulinidae
Product: leucine-rich repeat-containing protein 23-like
Molecular function (GO): protein binding
Source: RefSeq, a predicted model, not a curated record